Molecule: messenger RNA, 1431 nt
Organism: Candidula unifasciata
Lineage: Eukaryota; Metazoa; Mollusca; Gastropoda; Stylommatophora; Geomitridae
Source: the annotation of a GenBank genome assembly
AUGAGACAUACUAUAAGGUAUCCUUGUAUUAAACUUCAUCAGCUAAGUGGUUCUGUCGGUUCACAGAAAAGACUGAGUAUAUCUUGCUUUAAACUCACUGGCUUGUUAGUAAAUAAAUCUUCCACAAAUUCACUUACAAACAUUCAACGACAUUUGACAAUCAUUCGUGUUGCCGUGAAUUGUUUCAACACUCGGACUGUACCAUUGUCAAAUAAUUUUCAGGCAGAAGUACUGAAAUUUCAUCACUUUAGAGAGAACUUACUACCUUCCAGAAGUUUGCACAGCCACAAUACAAAUUCAAGUUACCAAAUUAAACAAAAUAAUGCGGAGAGACUUCUGGAGAUAACUUCAGGCAGCUUGAAGCUGAGGGUUCCCUUCAUUUGGUUGCGGGAUCACUGCAGGUCAGAGAAGUAUUACAAUCACAAAACUUUUCAGAAGAAUGUGGACUUUGACUUGCUGAACAAAGAUUUGACACCUGCCAGAGUUGAUUACUUGGCUGACAAUUUGGGUGUUGCGAUUACAUGGAAAGAUGAACACGUUUCUGAAUUCACAUUUGAAUUUCUGUUGGACAACUUUUAUCCCGGGCGUAGUUGUCAUAAGACAGAAAGACUGUUGUGGAACAGAGCUGUGAUUGAGUCGCACGGGCUGCCUGAAGUAUCAUUCGACCACCAUGUGGGCCUAGAAUCUGGCCUGAAGCAGUCUCUGGUGAAUCUUGUCAAAUACGGAUUCACUUUUGUUCAGGGUGCGCCGGUUUCUGUGGAGGGCACACAGGAAGUUGCAGAAAGAGUUGCCCCUGUGUUCAAAACCAUAUUUGGUAAAAUGUGGGUGUUCACGGCUGAUGGUUCCCAUAAUGACACAGCAUACUCGACACAACAUCUGGGUGCCCAUACAGACAACACAUACCUGACCUCACCUGCCGGAAUUCAAGUCUUUCAGUGCUUUGAGCACAAUGGAGCUGGGGGUGAAACCUUACUGGUUGAUGGAUUCAGUGCACUUGAACUUCUGAGGACAUCAGAUCCAACUGCCUUUCGGUUGCUGUGUCAGACUGUGAUACCUCAUGAAUACAUUGAGAGCCCAAGUGAAGUUAGCCCAGGGUAUCACCUCUACACCCUGGGUACAGUCAUCUCCACACACCCAGCAACGGGGGAACUGUUGCAGAUCAGAUAUAACCCAUACGAUCGUGCGCCACUGAACACUGUCAGACCAGAUGAUGUCCAAGCAUUCUAUGAAGCCUAUAGUAAACUGUCAGGGGUGAUCGCAGACCCAAGCAAUGAAUUGUGGGUGAAGUUAAAACCAGGAUCUGUACUGCUUAUCGACAACUGGCGGGUCAUGCAUGGCCGUGCCGCGUUUGAAGGCAGGCGUAUCAUGGGAGGCUGCUACCUGCCCAGAGAUGAGUGGUUGUCAAAGGCAAGGUUGCUGGCUGUUUUAUGA